GCGACUGACGCGUUGUGUUGACGUGGAGACUGUUUUCACUUCGAGUGGGUCGUCCUGCCUAAGAAUUGCUUAUAGAAGGGAACAGUCAUGCUGGAUUUUGCUAUAUUUGCUGUGACCUUUAUCGUCGUUUUGGUUGGUGCAGUUGUGUAUUUGUACCCGUCAUCCAGAAGAGCCUCUGAUAUCCCAGGUCUGAGCCCCACCGAUGAGAAGGAUGGCAACUUGCAAGACAUUGUGAACAGAGGCAGUCUGCAUGAAUUUUUAGUGGCUUUACAUGAGGAGUUUGGCUCUGUGGCGUCGUUCUGGUUCGGUCGGCGGCUCGUGGUAAGCUUGGGCUCUGUGAACCAGCUGCGGCAACACAUCAACCCCAACCACACAACUGACUCGUUUGAAACGAUGCUGAAGUCGUUACUCGGUUACCAGUCAGAAACAGUGGGUGGGGGCAAUGAGUCUGUCAUUAGAAAAAAGUUGUAUGACAAUGCAAUCAACGACAGUCUGAAGAAAAACUUCUCACUGGUUCUCAAGCUAGUUGAGGAGCUGGUUGGAAAGUGGGUGUCAUUCCCAGAAUCUCAGCAGACGCCACUAUGUGCCCACCUGUUGGGUCUCUCCAUGAAGACCGUCACCCAGCUUGCCCUUGGCGAGCGCUUCAGGGAUGAUGCUGAAGUCAUAUCCUUCCGCAAGAACCAUGACGCGAUCUGGUCAGAAAUAGGGAAAGGCUACUUGGAUGACUCUCAGGAGAAGAGCAUCAGCAAGAAGGCACAUUAUCCAGCAGCUCUGUCAGAGAUGGAGUAUGUGUUACUGUCUGUGGCCAAGGAGAGAAAAGUCAAUCAGAAGCAGAUGGUGUUUGUGGACAUGCUACUGAAGUCCUCUCUCACAGAGCGACAGAUCAUGGAGGACUGUAUGGUGUUCACUUUGGCUGGAUGCGUCAUCACUGCCAACUUAUGUAUCUGGGUUCUUCACUUCCUGUCCACCUCGGAAGAAGUCCAGGAUAAAUUGUAUCAAGAGCUGGAAGAUGUUUUGGGUUCAAAUUCAAUUUCCUUAAACAAAAUCCCUCAGCUCAAAUACUGCCAGCAGGUACUGAAUGAGACAGUGAGAACUGCAAAGUUGACCCCCAUUGCUGCUCGACGUCAGGAAUUGGAUGGAAAAGUAGAUCAGCAUGUCAUCCCAAAAGAGACCCUAGUGAUCUACGCAUUGGGUGUAGUGCUGCAAGAUUCCAACACCUGGAGCGCAGCAAGCAGAUUUGACCCCGAUCGAUUUGAGGACGAUUCAGCUAGAAAGAGUUUCUGUCUGCUUGGUUUCUCUGGUAAUCAGACAUGUCCAGAGCUCAGAUUUGCGUACACGGUAGCUACUGUCCUGCUCAGCACAUUGGUGCGGAAGCUGAGGCUUCACCGGUUGGAGGGUCAAGUCCUGGAGGUCAGAUCAGAACUGGUUUCAGCGCCAAAGGAUGAAACCUGGAUAACUGUCAGCAGGAGAAAUUCAAAUUAGUGU
Molecule: messenger RNA, 1485 nt
Organism: Phycodurus eques (leafy seadragon)
Lineage: Eukaryota; Metazoa; Chordata; Actinopteri; Syngnathiformes; Syngnathidae
Gene: cyp20a1
Product: cytochrome P450 20A1
Exons: 13
Coding region: 88-1482 (464 amino acids)
Cellular component (GO): membrane
Molecular function (GO): oxidoreductase activity, acting on paired donors, with incorporation or reduction of molecular oxygen; monooxygenase activity; heme binding
Source: RefSeq, a predicted model, not a curated record